Pestalotiopsis fici W106-1 is the source of this 615-nucleotide messenger RNA. RefSeq lists its product as uncharacterized. Gene Ontology annotation, cellular component: multivesicular body; ESCRT III complex. The transcript is spliced from 3 exons. Bases 1 to 615 code for a protein of 204 amino acids. Gene Ontology annotation, biological process: late endosome to vacuole transport via multivesicular body sorting pathway; vesicle budding from membrane. The record is from RefSeq and is a predicted model, not a curated record. NCBI's taxonomy places the organism in Eukaryota, Fungi, Ascomycota, Sordariomycetes, Amphisphaeriales, Sporocadaceae.
AUGGGCAACAAUAAUAGCCGUAUAACGGCCCAGGAUCGGGCGAUCCUUGACCUUAAACUCCAGCGCGACAAGCUGCAACAGUACCAGCGGCGCAUCCUCCCCUUGGUCGCCCGCGAGACGGACAUGGCGCGGCAAAUGCUGGCGGCAGGCGACAAGCCGCGGGCCCUGCUGGCGCUGCGGCGCAAAAAGUACCAGGAGCAGCUGCUCUCGCGGACGGACCAGCAGCUGCAGCAGCUCGAGCAGCUCGUGCGCAACGUGGAGUUUGCCCAGAUCCAAAAGGACGUCGUCUUUGGCCUGCAGCAGGGCACAAAGGUCCUCAAGGAGAUCCACGCCGAAAUGGGCGGCAUCGAGCGCGUCGAGCUGCUCAUGGGUGAGAGCGCCGAGGCCAUUGCCUAUCAGAAUGAAAUCAGCGAAAUGCUCGGCCAACGGAUAACGAAUCAAGACGAAGAAGAAGUUGAAGACGAAUUAGCCGCCUUGGCAGCCGAGGUCAAUGGAACCACGAAAUUACCAGAUGUGCCGCAGGACAAGUUGCCCGACGCACCCCAGACCGAGCCCGAGACAGAGCCUGCAAGAGUACAGGAGCGGCAAGAAACAAGAGAGGCAAUAGCUGCAUAA